This is a messenger RNA of Thelazia callipaeda (thelaziosis nematode), 1182 nucleotides long. Lineage: Eukaryota; Metazoa; Nematoda; Chromadorea; Rhabditida; Thelaziidae. The record is from the annotation of a GenBank genome assembly.
UUAAGUUGUGCAGCAACAACAGAAUUGAUGGAAGCGCCAUCGAGUUUGUCAAAAGUGUUGUUAAUGGGCGACAUAAACGACUAUUUAUUGAAUUCAUUGCUCGCAAACGAGAGUGCAGAACGAAAGCAAAAAAGGGAAUUGCUACUUGAUACGAAGUAUUAUCAGGUGACUGUUAAGUUGAUAUCAUUGAGAACAGUUAUGAGCAUCGAUGAGUGGCGUACUUCGAGAUCAAAUGUUGAUGUCGGUGCAGUUAUAUACAACUGGGCUGGUGUAUUUACUUCUUUACAACAGCUAAAGCAACAAUUUUCAGAUUGGAUUACAGAUAUUCAGGUUGUUGUCUGUGAUCGUUCUGAUCACUUGUUAGAGUGGUCAGAAGAUUUGUGUCGUUUUUGCGCUAGUAAACGGAUUGAAUUGGUGGAACUUGAUCCAGACCUUGAAACUGUAAAAGAUUUAAACGAAUGUCGCGAACUUUAUGGUAUAUCUCGGAUAAGGGAGAUAUUGGAAGCUGGGGAUUGGAAAAACAAAAUCAUUAAGAAAAAUCCUUUCACUUCACAGGAACAUGUGGAUGCUAAAAUUUCCAGUGUGUUUACUGACAAUGUCUUGUCGCGAUUUCUCGUAAAUUCUCUCAAAGAUGUUGGAUCUGAUUGCUCCUCUGUUACAGACAAAGACAAAGGCUCUAUUUUGCUUAUAGAGGUGAUUCUGAAGUCCUUUGGAAGAUCAAAUAUAUCUUUUGAUAGCUUAGUAAAGCAUUCAGAUAUUCCGGAUUCCGAAGUAAUGGAAUAUUUCAAGGAGGAAACAGAAAAACUUAGUCGGCAAGAUAACAUGGUUGUAAAAGUUAGUCUGCAUAUCAAAAAAAAGGUGUGUGGAAAUGGUGAAACGAAAUGUGUACCGAAAUCGGAUGAAAAGUGUAGUGAACAUUACUUAUUCGAUGCUAAAAAAGAUAAUGUACGCGAUUCGAGUGAAAUGACUCGAUCGGUAAUUGAUGGGUUGUUCAGUCAGCCUGUUAACGAAGAAGUAACAAAUUUGGCAAGCAAAAUCGAUGAGACACGAUCAACUUUGCUGAAAAUGCCGUUCGGACCGGAACGACAAAAUUUAGCAGCAGAUACAAUGAUGGCGGUUAUGGAUUCUAUUGGUGAUAAUGAACUUUUCAUUAGCUCUUCCGAUGAUGAAUCAAUCACCUAG